Molecule: messenger RNA, 4276 nt
Organism: Triplophysa dalaica
Lineage: Eukaryota; Metazoa; Chordata; Actinopteri; Cypriniformes; Nemacheilidae
Gene: palb2
Product: partner and localizer of BRCA2
Exons: 13
Coding region: 162-4037 (1291 amino acids)
Biological process (GO): double-strand break repair via homologous recombination
Cellular component (GO): nucleoplasm
Molecular function (GO): DNA binding; protein binding
Source: RefSeq, a predicted model, not a curated record
CGGGAGAAUUGAGCAAGAAUGGCUCUUGAGAGUCCGUAAACAAAACUACCCUUGGAGGCAGCACUUCUCUUUAAGUUCUUUACGGAUGAUGGCACUAUUAAUAAUGUAUGAUACAGUACUGUAAAUAUAGAUCACAAAUUACUUUACAGUAACGUUACGACAUGGAGGAAGAUAACGAUGACAAAGAAACAUUGAGAAGGAGACUGGAAGUACUGAAGCAGGAGUAUGAGAUGACAGCACGAAGAUUGCAGAAGGCAGAACACCGGGAUGCAGUUCGCAGACAGGGCAGCGUAUCACAUCAGAACAGAUUUACACUCAAUGAAUCAUCACUAUUCUGUACAUCUUCCUCUGUGCUGGCUUCAGAACUUUCUGACAACCAAGAUGCUGAACAGUUACGAACUAUUGAUAAAAGAAGCUCUCUGUUUUCAACCGUUGAGAAAAUCCCUGCAAUUCAAUUUCAACUUGCCGAGAUUGCGUCCACAUCCCCUGCAAGCAUGCGAAGCCCCACCCACCGUCUGCGUUCUAAGCGCAGCCGGCUGCGACUGCAGAACAAAGAGCGAGAGUCAGACACUGACUACAGCCAAGAGAAAGAAAGUCUCAUUCAAGGAAAACAAAGUGGUUGCAUGGAGGAAAAGGCUAAACUGAAAAAAGAAAGAGAUAUUGAGAUUUUACCAUGUAAAGUGGAGAAGAACAAGGAGUUACCAAAAAAGGGAAAAAAAGAUGAUACAAUUGCAAAGGAAACACGGAAGCUACAAAGGAGUGAAAAAACUGAAGUGAACUGUGCAGACAAAACACUGGUUUCAAGUGAUGAGAAUAAUAUGGCCUUUCAUACUCUCAACAUUUGCCAGAAACAGUUGCCUCCUCUCGGUAGUUCUAAAGAGUUACAGUCAAGAACAGCUGCGUAUUUGGACCCCAUCCAGACCUCCUCUUUACCUCCAUCAUCUGAGUCAGUACAUACUGACAAAUCAUACGGGAUGCUUCCUUCGGAUUCAAAUAAAAAUAUUAACUCUUCAGUUAUGUCUGGAGCUCUAGACUCUUGUACGCUGGUCGAAGGUUUAACUUUUCCUGUGGAAUAUUAUAUUAGAACAACACGUCGCAUGGCUGCAUCUCAAAGUUCUGUCAAUCUCGAGGCUGUCAUUCUGAGCCAGCUCACUGGGGGACGGGGCAGACGCAAGCCCAGCCAAUCGGAAAUGCGUGGUAGAGGUCACGUGAGCUCAGAACGUCCAGAAUCAGUACGCAGGUCAACCAACCAGACCGGAGGUAGAGGAAAAGGUCAGAGGAGAAGAGGGCGUCGUAGAACGACUAUAGUUAGGAGUCCUUGUUCCAAAGCUGCUUCAGAUUGUACAAUAUCACUUCCUGCAAGUGAUUCACAAUUGGAGAGUCCGUUUGGUAUAGACUUAAAAUCAACCCCUCAAUCUACUGCUCAGUCAGAAUUGGAGGAAAGGCCACAAGGAGAUUCUCAGCCAAUCCAGUUGUCUGUGCCUACAGCAAAUUUGAAUCCAAGUAAAGAGGACGAUUUCACAAAAGAUUUUAAGCACCUCCCAGAUUCUCAGCUUUAUUUUGAGUCUAAGCUCCUCACGGAUUCAAAUUUGUAUCCUAUAUUCCGGAGGGGGCGAGGCCUCCAGAUUGGAGAAUACUCAUCUCAGCCCCAGACAUGUAUGAGUAAAGAUGAUCACUCACCUCUCCCGCCAUCAUUAUCUUCACUCAUUCAAGGUCUACCAGACACCAAAAUUGGACUGCUGGCAUCUGUUGACAUCCAGGAUUUCCACUUACCAGAUGAGGAUUUUGGUCAACUGAAGUUGGAGAAACUGCGUAUGUCCUCUUCACUAGUGGAACCAUUUGUCCAUCGUGUAUACAACACACGACGGAGCAACAGGUACCAGACAGCGUGGGGCAGAAAGGAUAACGGUGGAGAACUAUUUACUCCAGAACCUCCAACUAGCUUCACCCUUGAAGAUAGUUUACCUCUUUGUCAGUCAGACCCUGUUGAACAAUCACAGAUUGAGAUACAAAACACUGACCAAUCGGAAAAACACGCUGACCAUGUAAACAAACCAAACAGCAGAUCCUCAGAUCGGAUAGACAGUGGAGAGGAACAAACUAGCACAAUAAUCAAAACAGAGAAGACGGCAAAUGACGAACACACUGUAAAGACGCAAACCUCAGGAAACGAAAAUGUGCUUAAAGUAGAUCCUGAAGUGGAAUUGCAGAUGCACAAGCAAACGGAUUCGCAAACCCUCUCUGAAAACAGCCGGCUGUGUCCAGCGUUACUAGAUUUUAGUCCUUUAUUGACGUCACACACUCAGAGAGGUCAAGACCAUUCCCUGCCGUCUUUGGGAUUGACCCCACAUUUUUUAAGUCAAGGUUCACCCACAGAUCUUCAACGUCUUCUCUUCUCUCCUGCUGACAGCCGUAGGUCUCCCUCUUCGAACAUGCCUACAGGUUGUGUGUCUCCAGAUUUUGUCUCACGCAAAACAUGUGGAAAUGUCAAGGCCAACACCUCUAUGAAGAGUUCGGAUCCAACCAAAGUAGAGGGAGAUACUGAGACACAGAAUCAAACUGAAGUCCGUCAUGAAAUUAUUAUGGGAGCUCAAAAUAAUGCAAACCACAGUGCAACAGGAUAUGAAAACUCAAUCGUGCCAGAAACUGAAAUGAAGGCUUUAUGCAUCAUGGAACGUGAACAGAAAUGCAGUUUUGAUGCAGAAAACAAUCCAGAAUGUAAAAGUAAAAUUAAUUGCACAUCUGAGAUUGAAGUUCAACCUCACAAUCUUUCUGAAUCUGCAGCUCAACAUACUGACCGUAAACACACUGACCUCAAGACUGAAACUCACAAAGGGAUGGUUAUGAAUCAGUCUCAGUGUGUAGAUGCAUCUGGCUGUGCAGGUCAUGAUGAGGCGAUCUCAUUUGAUACCUCCACCAAUCAGCAAACGGAAGAAAAGAUGGUGUGCACCACGAACGCCGAUGAAGCGAAGGAACAUGGCAGUGAUUUUAUCCAUUUAUCUCCUGUACCUACUAUAAUCCUUCCCAAGGCAGGACAUUGUUCCUCAUUGCUUCGGGAGAUGCACACUUUCAAGGCCCUUGAGGGUGGAUGCGUCUUGGAUUUGUGUUUCGUACGAUGGACGGCGGAGGACUUGUGCAUAUGUGUGGCGGGUGAAUGGAGUGUGUGCCUUUGGACUCAAAAGAAGGGAGUUCAGCUUUGGAGUCUUAUACACACCUGGACAUUUGCACAGUCUGUCAUGUCCUUGCAAGCGAUUCCAGACUCCUCAGGUUUGCUUUGUGUAACACUGGGUGACUUAGAAAUCACAGAAGCACGAGUUCUUUGUUGUCCAAGUAUGGAUGGGCCGUUCACUCAGAAUGUUGUGUGCCAAGAUGCACUACAAGCAUUGGAGGGCGUGUCUGACUGUCGACUUGUGUGCUGCUCUACCCCUGGAGAACAGCAGAAAGUCACUGUCAUAACGUUAUCCAAGGAGGGAAGGGUAGUGAAAACUCUUUCCCUGGUCCCUGCAAAACAGAACAUUCGGACACUGGCAACCAUAGAAGGGGAAAAAGAUGCUUUGAUUGGUUGGACAGAAUGUAAAACCCUCCUCAUAUGGAGUAUGAAAUCAGGCCAUCUGCUUCAGACUAUAUACCUGGAAAAGACUUUGCCAAUGACAAACUGCAUGAGGGGAUACUCAUACAGGGGUGUGCUUUGUUUAUUACUUCAGAAUACUGGAAAUGUAUGUGAGGAAAAGAGUAACACAACCCUUUUUGCUCUGAUUGCUACGAAUCCCCUCACUGGCAAACACAUCACACUAACCUCCAUCAGCAGCCCCGCUCAACACAUACAACAGCUGAUAGAUGGUGAUGUCUUCGGAUCUGGGCUUGUUGGCGUUUUCCAGUCUGGUCAUAUUGCUGUUUGGGAUCUCAGAGGAAGGGUGGCGAAAGUGAUCGGGGUGCUUGAUGAGUUGUGCAGACUGGCUCGGUGGGCGGGGCCAGACACACUGCUGACUGGCUAUCUGAAUGGGGAUGUUAGCGUGUUUCAAUACAACACUGUAUAAAUAAGCAUCAAAUGAUGUGUAUUAACAUACUUUAUUUUGACAUGAUGUUCCCAAUUCAAUAAUAUCGCUAAAUUGUCGUUCAGUAAUAACAUUGUUUAAAAUUUAAAAAUAUUUGAGAUACAGAUAUUGCCUUUCUAACACCUCAGUUUACUGGCACAGUCCUACACAAGCUCUUUGUUGUUUAUACUUGAUAUGAUUGUUACUUGAGGAAAUAUAACAUAUUUACAGAACUGUUUGGA